This is a messenger RNA of Juglans microcarpa x Juglans regia, 574 nucleotides long. RefSeq names its product probable NAD(P)H dehydrogenase subunit CRR3, chloroplastic. The record is from RefSeq and is a predicted model, not a curated record. Gene Ontology annotation, cellular component: NAD(P)H dehydrogenase complex (plastoquinone); chloroplast thylakoid membrane. Gene Ontology annotation, biological process: photosynthetic electron transport in photosystem I. The transcript is spliced from 3 exons. The coding region runs from base 39 to 533 and encodes 164 amino acids. NCBI's taxonomy places the organism in Eukaryota, Viridiplantae, Streptophyta, Magnoliopsida, Fagales, Juglandaceae.
AGGAGAAGAAUCCAAUUCCAAGGCCAGACGCAGAAACCAUGUAUUGCUUAUCCUGCCUUUCCAUUACCAAACCUCUAGCUUUUGCUUCUCUCCCUCAAAAUGACUCUCCUCCUCCCAUCCAAACCACUCAUACUACGAAACCUCCCAUGCGCAGACCAACGUCCUCUACUCAGCCAAGAACGCAGCAGCGCAAAAGACAACAGCCUUCCAUCGCCGAAAUAGAACGCGCUAUCGGUGCCGGAAGGUACCGCGACAUUGAUGCCAGGGAAUUGAAGGAAGAACAGGAGGCUGAAUUCGACUUCAUUUCGUUGAGUUUUAGUGGCAAGUUUGAAGGGCCGGUCGAAAAGAAGCUCCGGGAGACGGGAGAGUGGCUAGACACUUGGACCGAGACCGAGUUUCGAGCCUCUGGAAAAAAGAUCCUUAUGGUUACAUUUCAGUGGAUACUACCAAUUUGGAUGCUCAUGCUUCUCAUUGCCUGCGGGGUCAUCAAGCUACCGUUCAGCAGCCCAUUUAUUGAUGACCUGAUUAUGUGAACACGUUUCAAUUCAAGUUUAAAGACUCCUAUUUAACUGCU